UAAGUAAAAUUGGACUGUAAACUAAAGAGAGGUUUAGAUUUUAACAAAUCAAAUUGAUUUCAAGUAUCCCUUGAGAAAGGAAACAGAUUUAUUACAUGUCAAUUAUUCGAAAGAUCCGCGCGGUCAUUUCCCUGUCCUCUGAUUGGUUUUCCCGUGUUCGGGCACAGCAGCGCACCUACGUCACGCCGGCCCACGCAACACGUAUUCUAUGAGAACCCCGACUUUAUUACAAAUUCAAAUUUUAAUUGUUUUUCUUUACAACAAAGUAAAAAUAUAACCAUAUUUUAUUAAGAAAACAUUACAAAGUAUAAAAAACAAGAAAUGAAAGAAAAAUAUAGUUUUUUCGGUAGUUUGUAACUGAGUUUGCAUUCUGUAAAGUUGUUAGUUUUUUACAAGUGCAUGGCUAGAUGUCGCUGCAGUUGUGUUGAGAUGCGCCGUUUUGCCGCGCGGCAGUGUCGCGUUAUCAUGACAGACAGUGGCAACAUGUCCAUUGUUGACGCACGUCCUGACACCAAUCAAGUAAUUGAUGUGGAUCAGUUGAUUUGCGAAAUCAAAAAGCGACCUUUGCUGUAUACCAGGGCGCAAACUGAGUACAUACAGAAGGUCGCCAGGCAAAGAGAGUGGACAGAGGUUUGCCAGGCGCUUUGCAAGAAUUUCCGCCAGUUGAGUGCCAGGAAGAAACGCGAGAAAGUGCGGCAAGUACAGUCCAAGUGGUUCCGGCUGAAGAAGACCUUUCUACGUCAGUCCGGGUACGGAGUCAGGACAACAGUUGGGAGGAUUAGGAAAAAAAAGCAAAUAGAAAAGUUGUCGUUCCUUAUUCCGACUACACCCGUCAUGGAGGUAGACUCUGGAGCCGGAGCCACGGCUGCCGCUAACAACAACGACGAUGACUUAGACCUUGUCAUGGACACGCUCAAAUCUGAAGAAGCCAAUGCCCCAACGGCGUCAACAUCUGCAGACAACAUCGCGGCCUUCGCUAAACAACAUGAGGUGAAGAAGAAACCCUUCUUCAUACCUCUGCCUAAAAUAGAGGAACCUAAACACGAACCAAUAGAUGAGAACUUGCAUUUCGCACUGAUGCUGGUGCCUUUGCUCCGGGCUUUGAACCAGGACCAACGUUUUUACGCUUGGUCCAACAUUUUAAACAUACUGCAGAAGGCACGAGAGCUUGGACCCAAGAAGCUGUCGAUUUUGCAAGAAGAGUUGCGUUACACGGAUGGGGAAGCUCCCAAUUUGCUUCAAGACCUGGCUUAUGUGCAGCCUGAUCCGGAGCCUCCAGUGGAUGAGGAGCCAAUGUUCCCAGCUGCCCAUGGAAGACCAACGAAUGAGGCAGGGGAAAUCAUGUAUCCAGAAACUGAUACUGAGGAUAAUGAAGAGGCUUAAGCCUUCAGAUUUGGAGAUACUACUCUGUAUUCAAACCAUAUUCUUAUAUAUCUCUUUGUCAAUAUCUAAAUGUAUAUUUCUUGUGUCUGUCUACGUAUACGAGGGUAUAUCCAUCAGACUUUGGGAGAUGGAUAUCACCCUGCCUAUUGUAGUCGUGUCCCUCAUUCCCCCUACCCCGAUCCCCCUAAGUGUAUUCUUGUAAACAUUUACAAUUAAAUAUAAAUUAGAUUUAAGACAUCCGAAUUGUUCUAUUUUGUGAUGAUGUUCGUCUGUUGUUUUGUGUAAAUGCUGUAUGUGUGGGUUUUAUUUAUUGUAAGUAAAUAUAAGUUUAUGUUCAAUAUUCGGAUAGACUUUAAUUUAGUUUUUAAAUACAUUUAAGUGUUGUGUUUAACAGUAUUAGUUAAUUUUAUAGGUUUUUUAAGAUUAUGGGCCUAUGUGUAAUUUCAUUAUUGUCUACGUGUGUGUAAUCACUAUGUAAGCUGUGCGUCUGUGUCCCCUUUCGAAAUAAAUGUUUUAGUAGUGUG
Molecule: messenger RNA, 1907 nt
Organism: Spodoptera frugiperda (fall armyworm)
Lineage: Eukaryota; Metazoa; Arthropoda; Insecta; Lepidoptera; Noctuidae
Exons: 2
Coding region: 400-1383 (327 amino acids)
Molecular function (GO): DNA binding
Source: RefSeq, a predicted model, not a curated record